Xenopus laevis (African clawed frog) is the source of this 639-nucleotide messenger RNA. RefSeq names its product cysteine-rich protein 1 (intestinal) S homeolog (gene crip1.S). Lineage: Eukaryota; Metazoa; Chordata; Amphibia; Anura; Pipidae. The record is from RefSeq and is marked provisional. Gene Ontology annotation, biological process: intrinsic apoptotic signaling pathway in response to DNA damage; regulation of gene expression. Gene Ontology annotation, molecular function: zinc ion binding.
ACAGUGUGAAAGUCUGGGGCCAGACAGCUCUGCACUCACACACACUGCACUGCAAGUCAGCUCAGCAUCAGCACCAGCAACAUGCCCAAGUGUCCCAAGUGCCAGAAAGAAGUCUACUUUGCCGAGAGGGUAUCCUCCCUGGGAAAAGACUGGCACAGACCAUGCCUAAAGUGUGAAAAGUGCAGCAAGACCCUUACUCCGGGAAGCCAUGCUGAGCAUGAAGGCAAACCUUAUUGCAAUCAACCGUGUUAUGGAGCAUUGUUCGGACCAAAAGGAUUUGGCCGCGGUGGAACAGAAAGUCACUCUUACAAAUAAAGUAUAGGUCUGAAACUGAACACAGUAUAGAGGAAGGAUACCUACUAGCAAAAUGUUUUGUCUUAACCCGCCUUAUUACAAUCUAGAACUAUCUCUACGAGCAUUGUAUGUAAUUGGCUUGAUGAAUGGUGCUAUACACACUACCAGAUGCACUGCUGUGUGUGCCGAGUAAGGCAAAUGUUUAUAAACUGGUAAUUUUGUUCUAAUACCACUGAUCUAACAGCACUAAAAUAAAUAUGAAUCACCCUUUCCAUCGGAAAAAAAAAAUAGCAUUUCAAGCAGGUGUAUAUUAUGUUUACUAAAUAAAUGUAAACGAGUAAAUGC